CGCAACUCCAUUGCCUUGUUUUACCACAAAGCUUACCUUGUCGACACUUGCGUCCGUUCAAACAUUAAUUGCUCGAAUGAUAGAUGACUCUGUCUAUUUGUAGCAUGUGAUUACCUAUACGGACUUAUGCUGACCCGUGCUUCCGGAUGACAGUGGAAUCAGCUGCCUUUAACGGCGAACUUGAUGAUCAACCAUAUUGCACCACUUUCCCAUCUUCUCCAUCACCUUGUAGCUUUUCGCCUUCCUCGCAUCACAGACGGGUUUCCUUCCAUGCUCCCAAGCAAGCUGGUCAAACUUACUCCAGGAACAUCUCUGCCUCCAAGGUCGUAAUGUGCAGAAGCUGGUAUCAGCCUAUGGCUAUUGUACCUGCAAUACUUGGCUGCCUAGCAUUAACAUCAGCUCAUCCUCACCCAGACAGUCCCGGUGAUAUUGCCACACAUGAGACUCUCAGCUGGACUGAAUCUUCUCUAUCAUGGGUAAACAGACAGACUUGUCGCUGGCUGAGCGACUGCGAGACAUCGAGGUCAAAUGUCGAAGAAUCAUAUUAUCGAACUCUCCACUCAGACCAACAAACGCCUCUGUCACAAGUCCAACCUCACGACGUGCCGCUAGAUUCCACGAAGUUUUGGACUAGCGGUCUUGAAGAGCCGGAAAAGUGGUCCAAAGAAGAACAUCUCUCGAGAAAGAUUCCUCAAUAUGUCUACGACUACACACCGUAUGUCCAUUUGUUCUCAGGAGAGCAGUUCUGGCCGUGUGACAUAGCUGAACAUCUCGUUCACACAUCUCCCUACGCAAACUAUACCUUAAUACGAAGCAUGGAGAACGACAGAACUCUGGAAAACCUCGAUGAGCUCAAUCAAUACGGCCGCUUCGCAUACUUGAAGAGUGAGGACAACGUAGAGGAACGUCCUGACUGGCUAGGUGGAAGUUCGAACAUUCCCAGAAGUCCCGAAGACGUGUAUGACGAAUCUCAUGAUCGACUAUUGAAGAAUCCACCACUGAAGCCAGGACGAGUACCUGGUCGGAAGCGUUGGAACGAGUUCAGCAGAAAUGGUCCUGAGGACCAUAGCAAGCCCUCAAACAGGUUGCAAGAACGCGGAGGGCACAGCUCUGCUCCAGCAGUACUCAUCGUUGUGCCCAAGGAAGACGGUGUGGUUGAUGCCUUCUGGUUCUACUUUUACAGUUACAACCUUGGAAACAAGGUCUUCAACAUCCGAUUCGGAAACCACGUGGGAGACUGGGAGCACUCGAUGGUGAGGUUCCGAAACGGCACUCCCGAGGCAGUAUACAUCUCGGAACACGGAGCCGGCGAGGCAUACGCAUAUCACGCAGUCGAAAAGUAUGGCAAGCGGCCAGUGAUCUACAGUGCGACAGGCACACAUGCAAUCUACGCAACGCCAGGGUUGCACCCGUAUGUUCUACCGUGGGGUCUUUUGCACGACCAAACUGAUAAAGGACCGCUCUGGGACCCAACCUUGAACCACCACGCAUAUGUCUACAACUACACAUCUCGGCACUUGAAAUCAUCCGCUCAAACACCGCAUGCGCCUGUGAGUUGGUUUAACUUCAGGGGCCAUUGGGGCGAUAAGAUGUAUCCCAUGAGUGACAAGAGGCAGUACAGAUUUUGGGGGCAGUAUCAUUAUGUCAGUGGGCCGAUUGGACCCAGAUUCAAGAACUUGGGGCGCAAGAAGGUGUGCCAGCGCAUGCAAGCACAGUGUGUGAUUAGGCAUUGGCUGGGAGAAGGUGGUGACGAUGGAGAGAAGAAGUUGCCAGGGUCCGAAACAGGGGAUGAAGUACUCGAGUAACGAAAACGUAGAGGCGUAGAAAUCCCAACAUCAUCAAACCUUGGUCAGAAGUCAUCGCACGCAGAACAACUACCAGAUCGAAGGACAUACUAGAAGUAGCUGGGCAGUCUUCAUCACCUCAAGAUAGGUGCUUUUCAUGGCACGUCUGAGGUAGAGGCUCCGGAAGGUUUAAGCAGCGUACGGGAUCAUGCAUCGGGCCGGUAUGAGUAUGGACAUGACGCAUGUUUCAGGAAAUUCACAC
Aureobasidium pullulans EXF-150 is the source of this 2046-nucleotide messenger RNA. RefSeq lists its product as uncharacterized. The transcript has a single exon. The coding region runs from base 147 to 1805 and encodes 552 amino acids. The record is from RefSeq and is a predicted model, not a curated record. Lineage: Eukaryota; Fungi; Ascomycota; Dothideomycetes; Dothideales; Saccotheciaceae.